Messenger RNA from Carassius gibelio (silver crucian carp), 4583 nucleotides. Its product is annotated as unconventional myosin-XVI-like. Lineage: Eukaryota; Metazoa; Chordata; Actinopteri; Cypriniformes; Cyprinidae. Gene Ontology annotation, biological process: neuron projection morphogenesis; negative regulation of G1/S transition of mitotic cell cycle; phosphatidylinositol 3-kinase/protein kinase B signal transduction. The record is from RefSeq and is a predicted model, not a curated record. The coding region runs from base 360 to 4583 and encodes 1407 amino acids. The transcript is spliced from 31 exons. Gene Ontology annotation, cellular component: perinuclear region of cytoplasm; nucleoplasm; myosin complex. Gene Ontology annotation, molecular function: cytoskeletal motor activity; ATP binding; protein phosphatase binding.
AAUCCGUCUCUCUCUGGCGCGUUUCGAAGGGUGUGCGCAGCGGUGGGCGUGGUUAAGGACGCGUCAAUCAGCGGCGCUACAAUAGCACGUGUGGCGGUCAUGGUCAUGAGCGGCUCGGUGGAGGCGACGCGACUGCAGGCUGCUGAUAGGAGAGAGAGAGCGAGCGGUUACCGUCACCUUAUCCAUCCACCUCUCCUCCUUCACUACAUCCACAACCGCCUCUGCAACCUGAUCGCCCUUUAAUAAUGCACGGGGAGGUGAAGCGAAUAUCAGCGGCCGGGCUUUGAAUGAUGUAUCACACCGGUUACUACAGCACCGCACCGGAGAGCCCGAUCCUGUAGCUGUCACCCGCGGAGAAAAUGUCACACCAUCAUUUCAUCAAAUGCUGUUGUUUUCAGCUAUGUAACGUGUUCAGGCAGAACAUGGAGAUAGACCAGUGUCUGCUGGAGUCUCUGCCGUUGGGCCAGCGUCAGAGGCUGGUCAGACGCAUGCGUUGCGAGCAGCUGCGGGUCUACUUCGAGCGCGAGCGGACGCUACAGAAGCAGAGCUUCCCCAAGCCCCGCUCCACCAACCGCAAAAAACAAAAAAUCAGCUUCACGCUUUCAGACAUCAUCCAGGACGCCAUCAUACGACACGAUGACAAAGAGGUGCUGAGGCUGCUGAAGGAGGGAGCUGACCUGAACACAGUGAUUUCCUCAGGAGGAUCUCUGCUCCAUCUGUGUGCCCGCCAUGACAAUGUGUUCGCAGCAGAGAUUUUGAUAGAGAAAGGACUGAAUGUCAACCUGCAGGAUGAGGACCUGUGGACCGCUCUGCAUGUGGCCUGUGCCUGCGAUCACGCAGAUAUGGUGUUACUGCUGCUGCUGGCUGGAGUCAAUGUGCUCCUGCAGGAUGUGAACGGGAACGUUCCACUCGACUACACCACAGAGGGGACGGAAAGCAGCUACAUCCUCAUCAGACACCUGGAGGAGAAUGGAGUGGACAUGAGCUCUAUGCACCAGAUGAAGACCCAGCGCUCAUCCACCAUGUUGUCUGACGUGAAGCAGCUGGUCAGCGGCGGGGGCAGCGUCAAUCAACAGAAUGAUGACGGGGUCACGCUGCUACACAUCGCCAGUGCCAGUGGUUAUAAGGAGGUGGUGUCUGUGCUGCUGGAGAAUGGGGCAGACGUCCAUGUGUCUGACAACAACUACUGGACACCCUUACAUCUGGCUGCCAAAUAUGGGCAGACCCACAUUGUGAACCAGCUGUUGAAGCACAAAGCAGAUCCUACUCUUCUGAACUGCAACCAGGACAAGCCCUCGGAUAUGGCUGCUACUGAGCAGAUUGCAGAGAUGUUGAUGAGAGCAGAGGAAUUCUGGGUACAGAGACAAACAGACCCCUCGGCUCCACCUCCUCAAUCAGAAGAGCACUGCACAGAUGCCAUCCAGGACAGCAGCCUGCCUUUAAAGAAACUGGCUACUAUGGCUCUUCCAAUCUCUAGAAGGGACAGUUUGUUGGAGAAGGAGGCCAUGUUCAGGGACUCAGGAGGAGCUCUGACACAGCAGCCUUCACUUGAUAACGGGCUGGAUGGAUCAUAUCCCAGCGCUGCAGGAAAACUGGAGCAGGUGAAACUAAUGCCUCCUGCUCCUAAUGAUGACCUUGCUUCCCUCAGUGAGCUCACAGACAGCAGCCUGCUCUACGAGAUGCAGAAGCGGUUUGCUAAUGACCAGAUAUAUACCUACAUUGGACACAUUCUUCUCCUUUUUAACCCUUACAAGGACCUGCCCAUCUACUCUAAUCUCGUCAGUCAGUUGUAUCUGAGCUCCAGUGGUCGUCUGUGUUCCUCUCUCCCGCCUCAUAUCUUCUCUUCAGCGGAGCGUGCCUAUCACAUGAUGCUGCAGGAGCGACGCCCACAGUGUUUCAUCAUCAGUGGAGAGAGUGGUUCUGGGAAGUCUGUGGCCUGUAAGCACAUCCUGAAACACCUGGCUGCCCGCUCAAGUCCCAAAGGCUUCGCUUUAGAGCCGCGGAUGAAGCAUGUGAAUGCGAUCUUGGAAGCUUUUGGUCAUGCUAAGACCCCGAUGAACUCCUCGGCAAGCCGUUUCAUCAAGCUGAUCUCACUGCAGUACUGUGAGAAGAGACGGAGUCUACUCAGAGGCCGUCUGUACACUUACAUGCUGGAGAAGUCGAGAGUCAUCUGCACUCCGCUGCUUCAGCAGAACUUUAACAUCUUCUCCCUGAUGUCUGAGGGGCUUUCAGCAGAGGAGAGGAGUGCUCUGUAUCUAAACAAUGUCCUAGCUCACAGGUGUAUGAGCACAGCGGCUCCCGGUGAAACUCCUGCAGUAGCUACAGCGUGUCCUCAGAGCAGAGAGAAGCUCUCGGCCCUUAAACAGGCUCUGCGUGCCCUCGGCUUCAACAGACUGGAGGUGGAGAAUUUGUUUGUGGUCCUCUCUGCGCUGCUGCAUCUGGGAGAUGUGCGCUUCACCGCCCUGACAGACGCUGACACUGCGCUUGUGUCCGACUUACAGCUGCUAGAUAGAGUGGCUGGGAUGCUGCAGGUGAGCUCUGAAGAUCUAGGCUCUUCCCUCACCUCUGAUGUGCAGUGUUUCAAAGGUGAUGUCAUAACAAGGCGGCACACCGUCGAAAUGUCCAACCAUCACAGAGAUCUCUUGGCUAAAGCUCUGUAUGGACGACUCUUCAGCUUCUUGGUCAAUAACAUUAACUUUUACCUCCAAGGCCAUGAAGAAAUCACUGGUGAUCCUGCCCUUGAGAUAAGCAUCCUGGACAUCUUUGGCUUUGAGGAAUUCCAGCGCAAUGGUUAUGAAAAGCUGUGCGUGAACAUGGUGAAUGAGCGGAUCAGGCAGUUCACCGCAGACGUGCUCUUCCAGCAGGAGCAGCGGGAAUGUCUGCAGGAGGGGGUUGCCAUGGAGACGCUACGCUCCCUCGGCAACCAGACAGCGGUGCUGGACGUCUUCUUCCAGAAGCCUCAGGGUGUGCUGUGUAUCAUUGAUGAGGAGAGUCAGUCCCUCAGGCCAUGUGAAGUCAACCUUUAUAAGCGACUGCAGAUACAGCUGGAUUCCUCUGGUAUAGACAUCAUCUCACUCACAACCAAGGAUGGCAACGGGAACCCCCCACCCAAAGACCAGGGGCCAUCAUUUACCGUCACUCACUAUGCCGGCAAGGUGACCUAUGACCUGACCGGCUCACUGGACAAGAACAAGGAUGUUCUUCCCCAAAACAUCUUGUUUGUUAUGAAAACAAGUGAGAACGUGCUCAUCCAUCAAAUGUUCCAGUGUAAGCUGACUCAGACGGGCUCAUUGGUUCCUCAUCACCAGCGGCUGAAUCUCCGAGGGUCCAAAGGCACUUUGCUUAACAAGAGCACUACGCUAAAUCCUGCCAGAGAUGCCAAAAAAUAUGUGGAACUGAACAAGCUCCUGAAGAAGAAGGGAGCGAUGUCCUUCCUGCAGAGACUGGAGCGUUGUGGACCUGUCACUGUGGCAGUGCAGCUUAGGAACUCUCUGUGUGAGAUCACCAGUAAGCUGCAAGCGUGUACACCUCACUUUAUUCAGUGUGUCAGGCCCAACAAUGCCGGAAAGCCUGAUGUUUUUGACAGCUUCCACGUGUCCUCACAGCUCCAGUACGUGGGAGUUCUGGAGAUGGUCCGCCUGAUCCGUUAUGGAUACCCAGUCCGCCUGUCUUUCACCAGCUUCCUGUGCAGAUACAGAGAGCUGGUGGACACCAUCCUCACCGACAGGAAGAAAGCAUCCACAGAGGAGAAGUGCCGCCACAUUCUGCAGCAUUGUAAACUUCAGGGCUGGCAGAUAGGGAACAGUAAGGUUUUCUUGAGAUACUGGCAAGCUGAUCACCUUAAUGACCGCUGCCAUCAACUGCACAGGAAGAUUAUUAUCUGUCAGAAAGUGGUGCGUGGUUGGUUGGCCAGACAGUGUGCACGUCACAGGCUCACAUCUUGGCAGCAGGAGCAGUGUACCGUCCAGCGGUUUCUGCAGGGAGCUGAGGACUUGGGUAUGCGUGCUUAUGACAGCCUGGUCAUCCAAAAUGCAGCCGAUAUUGCACGAGAGAAUGACCGCCUCCGGGGUCACAUCAGUGCUCCACCACUGGGUGAACGACCAGAACCUGUAGGCAAAGAAGAAGACUCACCCAAAAGGGCUGUUGAAAAAAGUGGAAGGGUUAACGAUGUGUCAGGCCGUGGGGGGAACAGACCACUCCGGCAUUUCCGCUCCAGCUCUGUGCCUCUCCCCCUGGUUAUGGACAGCUUGGUACACUCCAGCAUCGGGACAUCAAUCAAAGCAGCCCUUCAGCCUGCGCCAUACUCCACUGAGGAGGGGAAUGGAGGGAUCCUCUCCUCCCCACGAAAACAACCUCCUCCCAAACCCAAACGAGACCCCAAUACACGUCUGAGUGCAUCGUACGAGGCAGUGUGUGCAGGGCUGAGUAUUGCACUCAAAGACAGCCCUGCUGAGGGUCAAGGCUCUCCAUCUGGAAGCCCACCAAAAACCCAACUCUCUCCUUCUGAUCGUACGUAUCAAUAUGAGCUCAAACAUCCACUUCAUGUCCAAAAGUAUGUGGACACCCUCUUCUAUUAUGCAUGA